Molecule: messenger RNA, 1508 nt
Organism: Acipenser ruthenus (sterlet)
Lineage: Eukaryota; Metazoa; Chordata; Actinopteri; Acipenseriformes; Acipenseridae
Product: FYN-binding protein 1-like
Exons: 11
Coding region: 99-1508 (469 amino acids)
Biological process (GO): T cell receptor signaling pathway; protein localization to plasma membrane; integrin-mediated signaling pathway
Cellular component (GO): plasma membrane
Molecular function (GO): protein binding
Source: RefSeq, a predicted model, not a curated record
CUGUGUUGAAAAAGAUCAAAGAGAUUAGUCAGAGACAUGAAGAGGAAAGGAACGAAGGUUUCCAAGCCUUGAGGGCCAAGUUCCAUACCCAGACAGACAUGAGCGAAGCCAAGCCUCCGCCUCCAGUCCUGGUCAGGCAAGCUAACGUCUUCAGCUCCAACUCCCAGGCUAACGGACCCUUCAAACCCAGCCCUAGAGGCUCCCCCCUGAGUUCGAAUGUGAGCACCCCUCCCGCUCCUAAAAUCCAGGGAGCCAUUCGAGCCUUCGGGGAAUCCCCGCGAUUUCCCAAACCAGAGACUGUCAAGUCAGGCAGCCCAGGGAAUGAAAGACCCUCCCCUGCUGCUUUGUUCCCACGACCCCCCGGACCAGGCCGCGUGAUUUCCAGUGAUGGUGGAGAGUUACUAGACAGUCCUGUCAAGUCCAAAGCUGAGGAAUUUCGCCAAAACUUGAUGCUGAUGCAGCAAGUAAAUCGUGGGUCACCAGAUGGGCCUAGAGAGACCCCCAGACCUGCUGCACCUUCCCCUGCUUUGGUCCCACCCCUACGCAGCCAGAAGAGCGUCACCGAGACCCCCGCCCCCUUGAGGAAGCCCCUCCCCCCUGAAACGACUCUGGGCUCCAAACCCAUCAAGCCCAAGAGACCCCCUCUCGUCAAUCUGGACAACUUCAGGAAAGGCAAGCUCCCCCAGUUGCCUGGACGACUACCUGUUGGGAAGAUGAUUGUGGCCAGCAAACCUCCACAGCCAGGAUUCAACACUCCCCCAGCCCCGCUACGUCCUGGACUGAGGCCCAGCCCCUCCAUGCCACAGCGCCCCCCACUGCCUGAGGAAGAAGAGCAGGACACAUACGACGACGUGGAUUUCGUCCCGCCAUUCCCUGCCCCCCCACCCCUGCCCGCCAAGCAAGAUUCCUGGAACAACCAAGGGUCUAAUCAAGGAGAUGAGGACAGCGAUGGCAGUGAGAUCUAUGAAGAGGUUGACAGCACAGAGACCCAGCAUCACAAAACAGGAGACAACAAGAAGAGACAGAAGGAACUGAAGCGGCAGCAGGAGCUCGACAAGAAAGAAAUGAAAGAGAGGCAGAAACGAGAAAGCGAGUUCAGGAAGAAAUUCAAGCUGACAGGUUCAGUGGAGGUCAUUCACUCAGCGAAGGUUAGGGUGGACUGUCGUGGAGGAAAGAACGAUCUGUACGUCAAGCAGGGAGAGAUCGUGGAGAUCGUGAGGGUGAAGAACAAUCCUGAAGGAAAGUGGCUUGCCCGAACAUUCGACGGAACCUACGGCUACAUUAACAACACCAGCGUGGACGUGGAUUAUGAGGAAGUGAAGCGGAAGAUUCAGAGCCAGGGCCGAAGCCGGGUGCUCGAGUCCUCCUCGGGGCCCGUGCAGGAUGAGGAUUUCUACGAUGAUGUGGGCUCCUCGGAGCAAAUGAGCAGCAACCGAAAAGCAGAUAAUGAGGACGUUUACGACGAUGUCGAAGCAAUCCCAGAGGAAUUCCCUCCCCCCACCUCCUGA